GCAUUGUGACAUUAAUUUCAAAACAGUUAAAUAUCUGUGCAACCCAGCGUUUAUCCUUUUAAUUACAAUGCAUUUCCAAUAAAAAGACAAAAGCAGAUGUUUAACAGUUAAAACGCAUUGCAUUGCCGUGAUUUUGCAGAAAACAUACUGAUUUGUUCAUUGUUUAAAUGACUUGGCAGCUCUGGACCUCGUAUCUCAGCAGAGAUCUGGACCUUCAGUGAAGCGUGUCCCUCAUGAUCUGGGAUUAUAUAAAGCAGGAAUAACUAUAAUAAUCUAGCAUGGAGUUUGUCAGAGUGCUGAUUGGGGACGCGAGCGAUCCAGAACCAUUCAAGAUAUUAAAGGAUGACCCCGAGGAACACAGAGAUCUGGUGCUGUGAUGUAAAGAUGGAGUUUAUUAAAGAGGAGAAUGAUGAUGAUACAUGCCAUCAGUGUGGAAAGAGCUUCACAAGUAAAAGAAACCUCAAAGAACACAUGAGAAUUCACACCGGAGAGAAACCCUUCACAUGCCCUCAGUGUGGAAAGAGUUUCUUACGUAGAGGAGGCUUUAAGAUUCACAUAAGGAUUCACACCGGAGAGAAGCCGUAUGUGUGUCAGCAGUGUGGAAAGAGCUUUAUAAGUCAAGGAACGCUUGGCACUCACUUAAGGUCUCACAGUAAUGAGAAACCGUUCAAGUGCCCUCAGUGUGAAACGAGUUUCAGACGUAAAGACCUCUUCAGUCGUCACAUGAGAGUUCACAGUGGAGAAAAGCCUUUCUCAUGUCCUCAUUGUGAGAAGUGUUUUUCAACUAAAACCCACCUUCAUACUCACUCACGAAUUCACACCGGAGAGAAGCCUUACACAUGUGAUCAGUGCGGAAAGAGUUUCAAAUGGACAAAUGCUUUCAGAGUUCAUAAGCUCCUUCACUCCGGAGAAAAGCCAUUUAAGUGUGAUCAGUGCGAUAAGAGGUUUGUUCUGGAAUCAGACCUAAAGGCCCACAUUAAAACUCACACAAAAGAGAAGCCUUACUUGUGUUGUGUUUGUGGAAAGAGGUUUUUAUGGCGGGGCUGUUUUAAAGAACAUCUAAAACUCCACUCUGGUGUGAAAAACUAUUUGUGCGCAGAUUGUGGUAAAGCCUUUAUUACAGCCACUCAGCUGAAAGUGCACCGCAGGAUCCAUACUGGAGAAAAACCUUACAAGUGCUCGCAUUGUGAGAAGAGUUUUGGACAGUUAGGAGGCCUGCAAGACCAUGAGAGAAUCCACACUGGAGAGAAACCAUUCCAGUGCCAUCAGUGCGGCAAGACAUUCAGACAUUAUAGAGCAGCACAGAUGCACAGAAAGAAGCACUGCCCAAAAUUAAAGUCGAUAUGACUGAAGAAACAAGAGCUCAAGAGCUCUAGGCAUUAAAAAGUGCUACCUUUUUUUGUGAUUAUUGUUUCACUCUAUCCUGUUAUCCUGGUUCUCUUCCUAUCUUACAAAUAGACAAUACUACAUUGCUAUAAACAAUUAUAACUCCUCCACUGCUUUACUUAGACAGGGUGUUCCCCAGGGCUCUGUUCUCGGCCCAUUACUGUUUAUUAUUUACAUUAUGCCCCUUGGACAUAUUAUUCGCCAUUAUGGUUUUCAUUAUCACUGUUGUGCUGAUGAUAUUCAGAACCGUUACAGUUCAGAGGCCUGCGAAACCAUGAGAGAACCCACACGGGAGAGAAACCAUUCCAGUGCCAUCAGUGCGGCAAGAGAUUCAGAUAUUAUAGAGCAGCACAGAAAGAAGCAUUGCCCAAAAUUAAAGUCGAUAUGACUGAAGAAACAAGAGCUCAAGAGCUCAAGGCAUUAAAAAGUGCUACCUUUUUUUGUGAUUAUUGUUUCACUCUAUCCUGUUAUCCUGGUUCUCUUCCUAUCUUACAAAUAGACAAUACUACAUUGCUAUAAACAAUUAUAACUCCUCCACUGCUUUACUUAGACAGGGUGUUCCCCAGGGCUCUGUUCUCGGCCCAUUACUGUUUAUUAUUUACAUUAUGCCCCUUGGACAUAUUAUUCGCCAUUAUGGUUUUCAUUAUCACUGUUGUGCUGAUGAUAUUCAGAACCGUUACAGUUCAGAGGCCUGCGAAACCAUGAGAGAACCCACACGGGAGAGAAACCAUUCCAGUGCCAUCAGUGCGGCAAGAGAUUCAGAUAUUAUAGAGCAGCACAGAAAGAAGCAUUGCCCAAAAUUAAAGUCGAUAUGACUGAAGAAACAAGAGCUCAAGAGCUCAAGGCAUUAAAAAGUGCUACCUUUUUUUGUGAUUAUUGUUUCACUCUAUCCUGUUAUCCUGGUUCUCUUCCUAUCUUACAAAUAGACAAUACUACAUUGCUAUAAACAAUUAUAACUCCUCCACUGCUUUACUUAGACAGGGUGUUCCCCAGGGCUCUGUUCUCGGCCCAUUACUGUUUAUUAUUUACAUUAUGCCCCUUGGACAUAUUAUUCGCCAUUAUGGUUUUCAUUAUCACUGUUGUGCUGAUGAUAUUCAGAACCGUUACAGUUCAGAGGCCUGCGAAACCAUGAGAGAACCCA
Messenger RNA from Sinocyclocheilus grahami, 2527 nucleotides. RefSeq names its product gastrula zinc finger protein XlCGF8.2DB-like. Lineage: Eukaryota; Metazoa; Chordata; Actinopteri; Cypriniformes; Cyprinidae. The transcript is spliced from 2 exons. Bases 343 to 1347 code for a protein of 334 amino acids. The record is from RefSeq and is a predicted model, not a curated record.